This is a messenger RNA of Dovyalis caffra, 1506 nucleotides long. The record is from the annotation of a GenBank genome assembly. Lineage: Eukaryota; Viridiplantae; Streptophyta; Magnoliopsida; Malpighiales; Salicaceae.
AUGGUGUUGCCAUCGCUUGGCAUUGGAUCCCUUUCUUCCAGGGAUGCUGAAGGGAGAACCAACAUCUCAGCAGGAGACAAGGAGGGCCAUAAAUUAUUACAACCAGCAGACAAAACUCUGAAGACAAUGGCAAUAGAGUUUGCUGAGUAUCAGGUCUGUGUUGAUGUCUUCAUCACUACUCAAACUUAUGUAGACAUUGCUUCCAUUUCUGUCAUCCCAAGAACUACUGGAGGGCAGGUUUAUUACUAUUACCCCUUCUCAGCUUUGUCUGAUCCUGCCAAGCUUUGCAAUGAUCUGAGAUGGAAUGUCACCAGGCCCCAAGGUUUUGAAGCCGUCAUGCGAGUGAGAUGCAGUCAGGGUAUUCAAGUACAAGAGUACUCAGGAAACUUCUGCAAACGCAUUCCAACUGACAUUGACUUACCUGGGAUUGACUGUGACAAAACCAUAAUAGCAACACUAAAGCACGAUGGCAAGUUGCAGGAAGGCUCAGAAUGUGCCUUUCAGUGUGCCCUUCUUUACACCACUCUGUAUGGACAAAGAAGAAUUCGAGUUAUAACUUUAUCCUUACCUUGCACAAAUAAGAUCAGUGAUUUGUUUCGCUUUGCUGACCUUGAAACCCAAUUUGCUUAUUCCUUGAAACAAGCUGCAAGUGAAAUUCCCUCCAGACCACUAUCAAAUGUCAGGGAGCAAGUGAUAAGCCUUUGUGUUAAUAUUCUGCUUUCAUAUCGUAAAUUUUGUGCUACUGUAUCGUCAUCAGGCCAACUUAUUCUUCCAGAGGCACUUAAGUUUCUCCCUUUAUACUCUCUAGCAUUAAUUAAAAGUACAGGAUUGCGUACUGAUGGGAGAAUAGAUGAUCGUUCUUUUUGGAUCAGCUAUGUUUCCUUCCUUUCUACUUCUUUGGUAGUUCCAUUGGUGUAUCCCAGGAUGGUGGCUAUUUAUGACCUUAAUUCGAAGGAAGGGGAAGAAUCUCUUAUUCCUCCUGUUAUUGCACCUUCCAGCGAACAUGCGAGGGAUGAGAGAAUCUACUUUCUCGAGAAUGGCGAUGAAGGUAUAAUAUGUGUUGGGAACUCUGUGGAUUCGAAUAUCUUGCAGCAACUUUUCGGCGUUUCCUCUAUUGAUGAAUUCCCUACUCAGCAGUUGAACAAUCCAUUAUCAAAGAAGUUAAACGAUGUAAUAAAUGAGAUACGAUGCCAAAGAAGUUCCUACCUGCACUUGAAAUUAUGCAAGAAAGGAGAUCCAUCUGGUCAGUGUACUAGAGCAAGCCAUUUAUGCACAUUUUGUUUACAAGCAAUCCUUUGCCAUCUGGGCAUACCUGAAGGUCAAUGCAAAGACAGGAGAAUCGGAAGACAAGUCGAUUCAGUUUAUGUACAUGGCGGCAAAUUUGAAGGUAUCACUAUUGCUAACAUGCUUCAGUUGCAUUUAUCUUCUCGUUGGCGCGCAGGAGCUGAAAAAGCAGAGAAAUAUCAGCUUCAUGUAUAUGCCUCUGGAAUUUGCUCCAUUGAAUAA